Meriones unguiculatus (Mongolian gerbil) is the source of this 1142-nucleotide messenger RNA. RefSeq lists its product as uncharacterized. The record is from RefSeq and is a predicted model, not a curated record. Bases 39 to 776 code for a protein of 245 amino acids. NCBI's taxonomy places the organism in Eukaryota, Metazoa, Chordata, Mammalia, Rodentia, Muridae. The transcript has 2 exons.
GUGCAAGUCAACAGUCAACUUCAGAUGUCACUCCUCAAAUGUCAACAGUCAACAGUCAACUUCAGAUGUCACUCCUCAAAUGUCAACAGUCAACAGUCAACUUCAGAUGUCACUCCUCAAAUGUCACCAGUCAACAGUCAACUUCAGAUGUCACUCCUCAAAUGUCAACAGUCAACAGUCAACUUCAGAUGUCACUCCUCAAAUGUCAACAGUCAACAGUCAACUUCAGAUGUCACUCCUCAAAUGUCAACAGUCAACAGUCAACUUCAGAUGUCACUCCUCAAAUGUCAACAGUCAACAGUCAACUUCAGAUGUCACUCCUCAAAUGUCACCAGUCAACAGUCAACUUCAGAUGUCACUCCUCAAAUGUCACCAGUCAACAGUCAACUUCAGAUGUCACUCCUCAAAUGUCAACAGUCAACAGUCAACUUCAGAUGUCACUCCUCAAAUGUCACCAGUCAACAGUCAACUUCAGAUGUCACUCCUCAAAUGUCAACAGUCAACAGUCAACUUCAGAUGUCACUCCUCAAAUGUCAACAGUCAACAGUCAACUUCAGAUGUCACUCCUCAAAUGUCAACAGUCAACAGUCAACUUCAGAUGUCACUCCUCAAAUGUCAACAGUCAACAGUCAACUUCAGAUGUCACUCCUCAAAUGUCACCCACCCUGUCUUUUGAGACAAGGUUUCUCACUGGAACCUGGCUUCACCAAUUAAGGACUCAAGAAAGACCUUUAACUAGGGAUUGGAUCGCUUUCUGUCACGGACGACGGUUUUGAAGAAUACAGUGCAUUGCGGAUUUCUUUGAGGCUAAGUAUGGUUCUGUGGUCUGUUUCCCACAAACUGUCCAGCUGGCAGUUGCAUGCUGUUAUGCUUUUUUUAGUGUCUUGUUUAUUUAUCCAAAUCAUAAGAAAAAAAUAAAAGAAAGAUGUAUCCUCAAUUAAAAACCAGGAUUUGCCAAUGGCCUAAUGUUUUGAUUGUACCAUUGUCUCUUCGUGUAUUAGCCAUCAUAACACUUUGAAAUUUUCCCUUCACUAAUUAUGAGUGACAGUUAAAACAUGUAAGCUAAGAUAACUCUUUGUUAUAGUACCUUCAUCAGUUUUCAGUAACAAGUUGUUGCCCAGAAUCUUCUACAUGAAGCCAAU